AUGGACCAGGUCCUCCUGGCCUUCCCGCCAGAUGGCGAAAUCUCCGACAAAACAUACGAUACUGAGGUUAAAAAACACAUUAAUAGAGUUGAAUCGCUGUUCAGGGAACAAACAUCAGUCGUUCUUCCUGCGACCCCACAGCUCCUCGAGCUCGUGAAUCCCUCUGUUAAUUCAAUUUCCUUCCUCGCCAUUAUCAACACCCUAAAACACGCCGACAAUUCAACCGUUCCUGUCUCCCGAUCCGAGCUCACCAAACAUGCUCUCCGUUUCCUUCAAUCUUUCGACGCCCGUCAGAUUCGUUAUGUCGGCGAAAGCUUUCUUCACCUGGUUCGUGAGGUGAUAGAUCUCAAGUGGAUUCCCGGCCCCCAAGCCGUCCAAGUCCUCGCGGCCGUCAUCCUCCGCCUCGAUAGCACCGGCCAGGUUCUCACAUCGACUCACUGUUCACUUGCGGAACUAGCUUUUGAGUCCGGACAACUUGCGCCAGUACUGCCGGUCAUCGAGAAACCCUACGUCUUCGUCCCAGCCAUGGCCGACCAAUCCGCACCCCAGUACCUCUGCGACCUCUCUGCCUCCCCUGCAAGCUACAUCUCGCACAAGACCGGUCUUACGGGGAAGCUUACGAAGGACAUGGUCAUGCAUUACGAUUACUUGUGUGGCCGUAUCUUCUCGUCGCUGCGGAAAUGGGAUGAAGCCCACGCCGCUUUUGGUCGCGUCGUGACCUUCCCGACUUCAGACGGCACCCUUACCCAAACCAUGAUAGACGCCUACAAGAAAUGGAUGCUGACGGGCAAUAUCGCCCUUGGACGGCGACCCGAAUUACCCCCAUACGUCCACCCCACCGCCAGUAGGAACUAUGGCGUCAUGGGCAAGCCGUACCUGGAUCUUGCCACGGUCUUCGCUUCCGGGUCGGCACCAGACCUGCGGUCCGAGGCAGAAAAGUCGGCCAAAACGUGGGAGGAAGACGGCAACUUCGAUCUCGUCAAGGAGGUCUUGGCAGCAGCCCAGAAGUGGGCCAUUAUGGAUCUGUCCAAUCUGUACACCAGGCUGAGCUUGAAUCUGGUCCGCGAGCUGACCAAGAGCGGCCAGACGGGCGAAAGCUUGGCGACCGAGCAGGAAGUAGAGGACCUCAUUCGAGGCAUGAUUGAGUCCGGCAUGCUCCGCGCCACCCUCACACAGCAGCACUCGGAUGGUACCAAGUGCCUCGCUUUCUUGUCCCGGGGCGAGGACCUCUCGGAAGAAGAGUUCGCGUCCAAGAUGAAGGGGAGUGUCGAUUCGCUGAAAGCCCUCGGUCACACGGUCGAGACGACCAACUUGCGCCUCACCAUGAACAAGGACUACGCGAAGCACGUCCUUCGUGACCAAAAGCGUCAAGAGAAGGGUGACACCAACGACCCAGGUAUCGGCUUCGAACAGUCUAUCGAGGAUGAGGACCUCAUGACAGGUAUUAUGCAUACCAUGUAG
Molecule: messenger RNA, 1461 nt
Organism: Sodiomyces alkalinus F11
Lineage: Eukaryota; Fungi; Ascomycota; Sordariomycetes; Glomerellales; Plectosphaerellaceae
Exons: 3
Coding region: 1-1461 (486 amino acids)
Biological process (GO): ubiquitin-dependent protein catabolic process
Cellular component (GO): COP9 signalosome
Source: RefSeq, a predicted model, not a curated record